AUGGCUUUUGCUCAAUCUUUCUACAACCAAAGCCCUGUCCUGAGAAUCAAUGUUAUGGUUGUGGACGAUGAUCCUGUUUUCCUUCAAAUCAUGUCACGCAAGCUUGAAAACUUAAAAUUAAGAGUAGAUCCAUCGACUGUGGAGAUCAUGGUUAUAGCUGUAAAAGAUUCGAGAGAAGCAAUGUCUACUCUUCAAAUCCAAAGAAACAAUAUUGAUCUCAUCGUUACAGAUUAUUACAUGCCUGACAUGAAUGGUCUACAACUCAAAGAACAGAUCAAUCAAGAAUAUGGCAAUUUACCAGUCAUACUUAUGUCAUCGGACACCGAUAAAGAACACGAGAGUUUAACGUGUGGAGCGAUGGGUUUCAUUCCAAAACCCAUCAAAGCAACUGCAUUAACCAAGAUUUACCAACUUGCUUUAACUUGUAAGAGGAAUGGUAAGUCCACCUUAUGGAUCGAGAACAACCACAAUGAUACAGAUGUUAGCAUCGCUCAGCGAAUCCAGUUGGUUCCUGAUCAAGACAAUCUCAUGAUGAUGACCAAGAAGAAGUUCUCACGUAGACCGGAUUCAAAAUCCGUGAAGAGCUCAAAUGGAAGCUGUGUUAUUAGCGAUGCUUCACGGAAAAAUAACAAAAGAACACCAAACGGUGGUUCUGGUGAUGAUGUUGAUUCUUUGUCUCAGCCCUCCAAGAAGAAUAAGAUUACUUGGACGGAUGAUCUUCAUAUUCUUUUCUUACAAGCUAUCCAACAUCUCGGUCUUGACAAGGCCGUGCCAAAGAAAAUCUUGGAGUUCAUGAAUCUAUCGUACUUGACAAGAGAGAACGUUGCCAGCCAUUUACAGAAAUAUCGACAAUUCUUGAGGAAAGUCUCGGAAAAUGGUACUAUAUGUUCAAGCAUGAUGCCUAGUUUUGGCAUAGACUCGAUAUAUCCAUAUGCUCACAUCAGAGAGCCAUACUACAACAACUACACUUCUUCUUCUUGGUACGGCACAACUCUCAACAAUACAUCAUAUUCCAAACCCGGACACGGCCUAGGACAGUCUAGACUCUUAUCCAACACAUCUGAUCCCAUACGCUUCAACGAGAUGCGUCACAACUACAUGAACCGGUCAUCAAACUAUGAGCCGCACCAUGUUGAAUCAAACUUGAACCUGCCCAUCGAGAGCAACCUCAGUUACUCUUCCCAAAAUGAAGGAAGAAGAAGCUUUCUUGAAUCAACCUACGGAAAUUUAACUUCUAAUCAACUAGGAUCGAACAGCCAUGGAAUUUUAACUCCUAAUCAACCAGGAGUUAAAAGUUAUGGAAGUGCAACUCAUAAUGCACAACUAAACAACUUUGGAAGUAUAACUCCUCAUCAACCAGGAUCUAGCAACUUCUCGUAUGGGUUGGAAUCAAAAAACAAUGCAAACACUCCAUAUAAUCCUCAGCCUCAGCCACAUGCCAAUGCAACUGCACAGCCAAAUAGUGAAAUUCCUCAACUGGAGAGUCUCAGCUUGUAUGAUGAACUCGGCAAUAUUAGUGAGCUUCCUUGGGACAUAAGUAACUUUCAAGUGGAUCACAACAAGGUAUGUCAACAAGAAGCGGUUUCUACCACCCAAUUUGAGUUUCCUGCAAUGUUUUCGACUGAAAUGAAUCAGCUUUUCACUCUUGAAGAAGAUAAUGACUGGACCUUUGUGAACGUAAAUCAGAGAUAUUCUAAUGGAGAAACGUCCAACAAUUUUGCUCCUGAGACAAAUUCUCAAACUUUCAACAUGAGCGCUAAUCAUGAUCAGGACUUGGCUAGUGAGUUCGACUUCAUGGAGUCUCUGUUCAAUGGCAUGAAGUGA
Molecule: messenger RNA, 1824 nt
Organism: Eruca vesicaria subsp. sativa (arugula)
Lineage: Eukaryota; Viridiplantae; Streptophyta; Magnoliopsida; Brassicales; Brassicaceae
Source: the annotation of a GenBank genome assembly